UAACGGAAGAGGAAGACGUCACGAGAAACGACGCGAUCAUAAAAGAGACUCAAAAAAAAUUUAAAAUCGUGGAAGAUAUAAAAAAUUAAAGAUAUUCUGAGAUGCUUGGAUUGUCGGUGCCAGUGCAGCUCACAAAUAUGCGAAACAGCGCAGAAGCGGUGGCGUCCAUUGCACGUGAAAAGGGAUCCCAAAGGGGCCAAGGACAAAAGCAACAGGUGGACAAAGACCUUUCCACCAUUAUGGAUGAUCUGCAAACGGAUUACGGGGAUUACAAGUACACGGUCUACCGAUGUGCCAGUAAAUUUGUGGCCCUGCAAAAGAUAUUUCACACCGGAAAAAUCCCCUACAAGUUGGUUUUAGCUAUUUUGGAUCGGCAUAACUUGAGUGGCGGCCUGGAGCUGAUGGUUCCUCCAUUUCAAUUGACCUCCCUGCUACACGAUGUGUACUUUGCAUCCGAAAAGCUGGGCCACUUUAACAAGAAUGCGGACUAUCAACUGGACAGAGUCACUGCUCUACUGGCCAACUUCUUCUGGAAUGUUUACGAUCCGCAACGCAGACAUUCCAUAUCCCUGCUUGAGAUCAAGAUCACAUUUAUUCUGCUCUGCAAGCUGUAUAGCAGUGACCAUUUGGUUGGCGAUUUUUUCGGCCUGCUGGCGGAUCCCAAGACUCAGAUCAUCUCCAGAUAUGCCUUCGAACAGCUCCUGGCCACGUUAAGUAAGUUGCUAAGCUAUUUAGGCGAGGCCAAAGCCUAUGGCGCCCACAAUCUGCCCCUGGCAAUGGAGCAGAGCUUUGCUCGCUGUCCACACGGCGUUGGUGGACUUGCUGAACCACAGUUCCACAAACUCUGGACAGGAGCAGGUGUGCAGACAAGGUUCCUAAUCUAUGGCAAUCUCUUGGCAUUGGUGAAACGCAUCGAGGACACAGAGCACUUAAUACACAGCAAUUCCUGUGCCGGCUGUCGCAAAGAGCAUAUUGUGGGCAUACGUUUCCGUUGUCAGGUGUGCCGGGAUGUAUCACUGUGCCUGCCCUGCUUUGCGGUGGGUUUUGCAGGUGGCCGCCACGAGCCGGGGCAUCGGAUGUGCGAGGUGUUCGUAGAAGAUCAGCCACCAUUACGUUGGACUCGCCAUCUGGCCAAGUUGUGUGGUUGGCUGGUGAUCCCCAGGAAGACGCAGGAGGAGGAGCGUCGCGGCUUCUGCAAUGCCCAGGAAAGUGGUCAUGCCUUGGGUCAAACUGCAGUUACGCCUAUUCCUGCGGAGACGCGCAGUGUGCUUAGUCAGUGCCAGGAAAAAGACAAGGACCGCACUGUGAUCCUCCAGCAACAGCAGGAACUGUGCUCCUUGACGGGGCUAGCCAGCAAGGCAUCCAAUAGGCUACAGUCCAUUAUCGAUCGCUUGUUGCUGCAGAAUGCAAAACUGGAAACCCAGCUCCAAACAGUGGCAACAGCAUCUACAUCGGAAAUCUCGCAGUUUCUCAGCGCCCAUCAAAGUUUUCUACUGCAGAUCAUUGAGGAUAUGCGGCAACUUUCGCACUCAUCUGUGACAGCUUCACCACCUCAGCCAGCUGUUCAAGUGGCUCCUUUAGCUGCUCCUUUGGUCAGUUCAACAUUCCUUAGCUCCAGCACGCCCCAGAGGCAAAUUUUCGACAUGUAUGCACCCGUGGGAGCCAACCUCACACACUCCAUUAAUGGCGCUGACCUAAAUCGCAGCUAUUUGGAGGCCAACAAAUCGGAUUAUUCUCUCAACGAUAUCAGUUUAUGGUUCGAUCAGCGUCGUUCGAGUGUACAGCCAGGUCCUGGAUCCCUGCCAGCGCCUCUACCUCUGCCAAUGCCACUGGGUGCCCUGCUGGAACAGCAGCCUGCGAACGGAGGUGAAGGGCGUGACACCGAAAUGGUGAACUUCAAACUGUUGUUGCACAAGGUUAAAGAGAUCGUCGAGGAUUCUUAUAGCGACAAUGCCGAACUGUCGGCGGCUACACAAAAUCUAGAGAACGUUCUAGACAGCAUCAUUAAGAGCGAGGAGCAGCAGCGACGCAUAAGCACGUGAGGAUCAGGAUGCUACAUCGCCCUUAUAUCGAUUCCACCCAGACCAAGUCCACUUAGCUCUAAGCUGUAAAUGUUUAAGAUAAUUCUGACAUAAUGAGAUCAUAUUUCAUGUAUAUAUAUAAUACACUUCAGAGUUGAUUAUGAAUCGGAUUCUUUAAUUUUCCGAUUUUUUAAAACGGCUUUAAAUCAUGCAUAAAUGCUUUAAGUUUUAGAUGUACAUUUUUAACAACAAUGCAAUAUUUUAAGUGUUUAUAUAAAAAGAUGAUUAUACGUAA
Drosophila eugracilis is the source of this 2316-nucleotide messenger RNA. It is a transcript of the gene dah, whose product is annotated as dystrophin-1. Gene Ontology annotation, biological process: synaptic signaling. The coding region runs from base 102 to 2042 and encodes 646 amino acids. Gene Ontology annotation, molecular function: zinc ion binding. The transcript is spliced from 6 exons. The record is from RefSeq and is a predicted model, not a curated record. NCBI's taxonomy places the organism in Eukaryota, Metazoa, Arthropoda, Insecta, Diptera, Drosophilidae. Gene Ontology annotation, cellular component: plasma membrane.